UCACGGUGUCACGCUGCGAACUUCUGGUGGCACGUCCUUUCCUUCAGAUUGCGGCCACCCCAUUUUACACGUACUUUUAAAAUAGGGAGUGGGGGGGGGGGAAAAAAAGUAUUCUGGAGGUGGCGCUUUCAUCAUUUCCAGUUUAUCAGUUCAGCUUCUCGUUUGUCAGUUUUAUUGGAAAUUUUAACUACCUGUAAAAUCUAAAGAUGGCUGUUAGUGUCACGCCGAUUCGGGACACAAAAUGGCUAACGCUGGAAGUGUGUAGGGAGUUCCAAAGGGGGACUUGCUCACGACCAGACACGGAAUGUAAAUUUGCACACCCAUCGAAAAGCUGCCAAGUUGAAAACGGACGCGUAAUCGCCUGCUUUGAUUCAUUGAAAGGUCGGUGUUCGAGGGAAAACUGCAAAUACCUUCACCCACCGCCACACUUAAAAACGCAGCUGGAGAUCAAUGGCCGCAAUAACCUGAUCCAGCAGAAGAACAUGGCCAUGCUGGCCCAGCAGAUGCAGCUCGCCAACGCCAUGAUGCCGGGGGCCCCGCUGCAGCCCGUGCCGAUGUUUUCCGUCGCACCCAGCUUAGCCACCAAUGCCUCGGCCACCUUCAACCCCUACCUGGGCCCCGUCUCACCAGGGCUGGUGCCAGCGGAGAUCCUGCCCACCGCCCCCAUGCUGGUGACGGGCAACCCCGGCGUCCCGGUGCCUGCCGCUGCUGCGGCCGCCGCCAGAGCCGAGAUGAGGACAGACAGGCUGGAGGUAUGUCGAGAGUACCAGCGUGGCAACUGCAAUAGGGGAGAGAACGACUGCCGGUUCGCACACCCCGCCGACAGCGCCAUGAUCGACACCAACGACAACACGGUCACUGUCUGCAUGGAUUACAUCAAAGGGAGAUGCUCACGGGAAAAGUGCAAAUAUUUUCACCCUCCUGCACACCUGCAAGCCAAAAUCAAGGCUGCCCAGUACCAGGUUAACCAAGCUGCAGCUGCCCAGGCAGCAGCAACUGCAA
Mesitornis unicolor (brown roatelo) is the source of this 1002-nucleotide messenger RNA. RefSeq names its product muscleblind-like protein 1. Gene Ontology annotation, molecular function: metal ion binding. Lineage: Eukaryota; Metazoa; Chordata; Aves; Mesitornithiformes; Mesitornithidae. The record is from RefSeq and is a predicted model, not a curated record.